Pantherophis guttatus is the source of this 2079-nucleotide messenger RNA. RefSeq names its product RAS like family 10 member A (gene RASL10A). The record is from RefSeq and is a predicted model, not a curated record. NCBI's taxonomy places the organism in Eukaryota, Metazoa, Chordata, Lepidosauria, Squamata, Colubridae. Gene Ontology annotation, molecular function: GTP binding; GTPase activity.
GCUGGGUCCGCACAAGGUGCUUCAGGAGUCCCUUACAAACCUGGCACCCGCCUUGAGGUACCUACCAUGUUCAACUCGGCUCGUUCGUAGCCUUGGGGUUUUUUCUUUUGCUUUUCUUCGUGGAGACUCAGCAUCCGGUGCCAUCAACCCAGCCUAAAUGGUCUGUUUAUGGUUCCCUGUACUGUGCGAACCCGGAACGCGGGUUAACUCAAGAGGCCGGUGAAGCUUUAUCGUGUGAACCGCGGGGAGGCGAGGGCAGGCAAGGGGGGUUGAUGGCUCGGAGGAAGCCCUUCGGAGGAGCAACGGCGGAGGCAGUUGUGGAGCUCUCCAGGGUCCUGAAGGCAGACCAUGGUGGAGACGCUGACGGUCGCCGUACUAGGGGCCCCCAAAGUAGGCAAGACCGCCAUCGUCCGCCAAUUCUUGUACCACGACUUCACGGAGAAGUACAGCCCCACGGAGGACCGUUACAUCUACCGGCCGUCAGUCAUGCUCAACGGGAACUCCUACGACCUGAAAAUCAUGGACGUCCCCUACGUGGCGGCUUUCCCUGCCAACAGUUCUCAGGAGUGGUCGGAUCUGAAGUGUUGGGGCCUACGAAACACGGAUGCCUACAUUCUGGUAUACGACAUCUGCAGUCCAGAGAGCUUUGAAUACGUGAAAAUGCUCCGUCAACAGAUCCAGGACAACAGGACAAGCAACAUCAGCGAAGCCCCCGUCAUUGUCGUGGGGAACAAGCGGGACCUGCAACGGCAGCGUUUCACGCCCCGUCGGACGCUCUCCCUCCUCGUGAAGAAGACCUGGAAGUGCGGCUACAUGGAGUGCUCGGCUAAAUACAACUGGCACAUUUUCCUCCUUUUCAAAGAGCUGCUGUGCAGCGCCGUGGCCCAUGGUUGUAGGAGCAAUCACUCCGCUGUGCGCCUCCAGGGGGCGCUGAACACAAACAGGUGCAGCCUCAUGUGAGCUGGGAGUGGAGGAUGGAAUGGGUUGGAGGAGGGCAGGUGAGGUCCUGAAUGUUCAUCGAAAACAGGGGUGUCAAACUCAAUUUCAUUGAGGGCCGCAUCAGGGCUGUGGUUCAGUGGUGGUUGCUACCAGUUCGCCCUGGAUCUGGCAAACUGGUAGCGGCGGGAGGCUCCGUCCACCCGCCCGGAUGCUUGUGUGCAUGCGCAAAAGUGUCACGCAUGAGCGAACCAGUAGCAAACUAAAUUGAAACCCACUACUGCUGUGGUUGACUUUCGGGGGGGGGGCGUGACCAAUGGGGUGGGUGUUGCCAACAGGGUGGGCGUGGCCAGCUUCAGGCCACUCCCCAAACUGCUGGCAUUUUUCCUCUUCACAUUGGGUAGACCUGGCCAAAGCAAUGCGGGCUGGCCCCUUACAUUUUCCAGGAUGGCUCGUGGGCCGCAUUCAACUCGCGCUCCUUGUAUUUGACACCCCUGGUCUAAAACAAGAGGUGUCCAAAUUUGGCCGCUUUGAAGACUGGUGGACUUCAACUCCCAGAAUUCCCCAGCCAGCAUGCUGGGAGUUGAAGUCCACCGUUCUUAAAGCGGCCAAAAUUGGAGACCCUCUGACCUUGCAAAGUCAAACAUUGGAAGAGAAUCGUAGACAUUACGAUGGUCGUGCAAAUUCUAUGAACUAUGAUAGUUCUCAGCUUUCCCUGUUGACAGGGAUGGCUUUUAUAAUGACACAUGUGGAAAGAAACCCCCCCCCCUUUUGGGGUUCAAGGAAUAAAGCAUGCAAUGGAUAGGAUCAGAACUCAAAGCCUUUUAAGCCAUCUUGGACUCUGGCACACGUCUGGGGUUCGAGAAUCAGAACGAGGAUUCGGUAUCCUGCCACUGUCUGGUUAGGAUUACCCAGAAAAACUGUUUUCCAUUCCAAAACGAUGACAAUAUUCAAAUUUUGCAAUACCAGGACACCUUGAAGCAAUGAAUUAAAUUUUGCACAACUCUCUCACCCCCCCCCAAGAAUUCACACCCUCGUUGGGUUGGGUGAGUAAUAAAGAGAGUAUUGACUAAAAGGAUAACUAAACUAACAUUCAUCCUAGCUUCUUGACUGGGGUUAUUUUUAAAGUGGGUAGAAUUCGCU